Seminavis robusta is the source of this 300-nucleotide messenger RNA. Lineage: Eukaryota; Bacillariophyta; Bacillariophyceae; Naviculales; Naviculaceae. The record is from the annotation of a GenBank genome assembly.
AUGUGCCCCGACCCCAACUGUCCAGUCUGCCGACAAGUCACCAUGGUGGCCGACACUACGAACGUCGCUUGUUGCGUCUCGGGAUGUGAUUUCACCGAUGGAAGCAUCGUCGCCCUCUUCCCUUGCAAACACAUGUGCUGUUCCGGGUGUGUCAAUGACCUCUUCCGAUACUUCGAAAGGAAGCCGAACUCCGAUUGGGUUUGCCCCGUUUGCCGUGCCAACGUUGAGCCAAUGGAAGCCGUCGUCGCACAGAAUUUCAAGGUGCCAACCGGAGACGCGAAUGACCCCGUUGUAGUCUAG